AAAGUCUAGUACUUGCCGUUGUGGUUAUCAAACGCUUACAUACCGUGAACGGAGUUAGCUGAACAUAUUACAAAAUGAAAUUCUUCCUCGUCGCUUUUGCCGCCAUCCUGGCUUGCGCCAGUGCUGAUGUCUCUGAGUUGGGCUACAGCUACCAAGAACCUGCACCUGUGUCAUUCAAUGUCCCAGCACCAGCCCCUGCACCAGUUGCCCAACCUGAUCGCACCUACGUGCCACCAGCACCAGCACCAGUUCAUGUACCAGCUCCAGCUCCAGUACAUGUCCCUGCUCCAGCUCCAGUCCAUGUCCCAGCUCCAGCUCCAGUUCAUUUCCAUGCCCCAGCUCCAGCUCCAGCUCCAGUACAUGUCCCAGCCCCAGCUCCAGCUCCAGUGCCUGUCCCAGCUCAAGUUUAUCUCCCAGCUCCAGCACCAGCCCCAGUCUCAAUCCCAGCCCCAGCCCCAGCUCCAGUUCAUGUUCCAGCCCCAGCUCCAGUGCAAUUCCAUGCCCCAGCUCCAGCUCCCGCUCCAGUUCAUGUUCCAUCUCCAGUAUACAUUCCAGCUCCAGCUCCUGCUCCAGCUCCAGCGCCAGUGCAAUAUGUUGCCCCUGCCCCAAUUGCUCCAACUGAGCAAAUCGAACAUCACGCCGAAGAUGGUUACCGUUACAAGACUGUCCGCCGUCGCGUUUACAGACGUCGUUAUAAAUUCUUCGCCAUCGCUACCUUCGCCGCCCUCUUGGCCUGCGCCUUCGCUGAUGUUUCUGAGUUGGGUUAUGCCUACAGCCAACCCGCUGCUAGCGCUCCAGUGAACGCCUACAUUCCACCUGCAGCUAGCGCACCCGCUCCAGUCUUCUCUGCCCCAGCCCCAGCACCAGUAUACUCUGCCCCAGCCCCAGCUCCAGUCUACCAGCCAGCUGCCGCUGCUCCAGCACCAGUCUACUCUGCCCCAGCCCCAGCUCCAGUUUACCAACCAGCUCCAUCAGCCCCUGUCUCAUCAUACAUCCCACCUGCACCAGCUGCCGCUGCCCCAGAACCAGUCUACUCUGCCCCAGCACCAGCCCCAGUCUACUCUGCCCCAGCCCCAGCUCCAGUUUACCAACCAGCUCCAUCAGCCCCUGUCUCAUCAUACAUCCCACCUGCACCAGCUGCUGCUGCCCCAGCACCAGUCUACUCUGCCCCAGCCCCAGCUCCAGUCUUUGCACCACAACCAGCUGCAUCUGAAGUUUACGAACAACCCGCUCAAGAUGGUUACAGAUACCGCACUGUCCGUCGUCGCGUCUACAAGCAACGUCGUUUCUAAGCUAGCAGUCUUUCAAGCUUUAAGAUGCAUUUAAUGAACAACUGAGAGGCUUUCGAGGCGAAUUCGUUUUUUAAUUCGUUCGAAUUGUGUUGUUAACUAUUUUUUGCAACAAUAAAUUUUAGUUUAAAAAAAU
This is a messenger RNA of Bactrocera dorsalis (oriental fruit fly), 1425 nucleotides long. RefSeq names its product skin secretory protein xP2. Lineage: Eukaryota; Metazoa; Arthropoda; Insecta; Diptera; Tephritidae. The transcript is spliced from 3 exons. The record is from RefSeq and is a predicted model, not a curated record. Bases 75 to 1292 code for a protein of 405 amino acids.